AAGGGCGUGUUUGAUGACAUCAAUUUCGUGAAUUGGGUGGCUGCAAAGUGUCUGGUAGACGCAGGACGGAGACUCGUUUUAUUUGUUUUGGUAGCGGAGUAACAGUGGUGCAACCAGACAUGUCUUUUCACUACUUAUGAAUGAAGUGAUUCGGAAUUUGUAAAAGUGCCAUUUUUAUUGCAGUCUACAAGUAUGUGCUGUUUAUAACUGAAUGGCUAAAUUAGCAGGUGGGACUACCCUAUGAUCUGUUGAAGAUGAUCGAUUGCAUAGAAUCUGUAGCCACAAGGGCAGGCCAGGAUUUGUGGGCUGAGGUGUGCUCCCAUCUUCCAAGCAGCAACCAAGGAGGGGUACAUGGUGAUAUAGCUGAUGGUUUCUCUGAUGCUUUCACUGAUCUUUGCAGCAUAGGUCCUGAACUCUACAGAAAUGAAGCUGCUGAAAAUCUGAAUCACAUAAACCAUUCAUCUGUCUGCAGCCCAAAACCAUGGGCUCCUAUGGAGGAUUCUGAAAUCUAUUUAGCUUCAUUAGAAAGGAAACUGAAAAGGCUUCGAGGUCAGUGUGAAGAAGUCACGUCCAGAGACAUCUUAUGCAGCCUAGCUCAGGCAAGGAAGGAGUGCUGGGAUAGGUUCCUGCAGGAGAAGUUUGAGUCAGAGGUAUAUGUGGAUGGACAUGAUUCAGAUGAGAGCACGUUAGAUCAAUUGAAGAGGUGGCUGCAGCCAGACAGAGUUGCCAUUAAUACAGAGGAGCUGCAAUAUCUGAUCCUGCCUGAUAAUAUGAAGGAAAAUGGAGAGCCUAGUGUUACAACAGAGACAGAUGAGACGGAAGUAACAAGCCAGUUGGACUGACUGGAAAAAGAAAAUACGCUGGCUGAUGGAGAUGACGGUGCUAAGAAGAGUGAAGUCAAAACAAAAUGUGAAGUGGACACUUAAGAUGAAGAAAACCCUUCCAAGUCGGAAUUUCACAAUAGACUGAAAAAUCCUCAUUGCUUAUGUCCCCAUCUAUGAUGUUUUUCCCCCAAACUUUAUUUUUAAAGGAAUUUGUUGCUUUCUUAAUUAGGUCAUGGAUUUAGGCAGGACACAUUGACGUAAUUUAUAGAUAAGAAAGUUGGCAGUUUUUACGCAGCAGUAGUUUGAAAUGAUGCUUCUUUUUAAUAUUAUUUUCCAAAAGAAAAUAAAUUAAGUGAGCCUGGAAAAAAAUUAGGAAUAUCCCUUUCCAUAAGGACCACAGCUGGGACCAAAUCUCUAAUAAAAACUUAUAGGUAGAAAUACAGCUUACUGUGUUUAGUAUUUCCACACAUGUAAAGAAGUGGUCAGGAUGGCAACACUUGAAGGUGAUUUGUAGCUUGUGCUAUUAUAAAUAUUUAUUAUUAGGUUGGGUGUCGAGAAUUAAUAUUUCAUAAGGAGUGCCAUUUGUUGGGAAUAUUGUCAGUCUUUGAAGCUUUGCUCCCCUCAAAUUGAAGCUACAACUUGUCACUGUUGUCUUUUUAUGGUGUAUACCCACUCUUAUUCGUAGCCACUAAUUACAAAGUAAAUUGCAGAAGGAAAUAUGCUGUUUUAAUCUUCUUAGUAAUGGACGUUCUUAAAUAGUUUUUAUGUUGGUGCUUGAAUUGUUGUGUUUUGAAGAGGUGUUCUGGUUGAAGGUUUAUGCUUGGGAAAUUGAGAUCUCUAGAGAAUUCUAAAGAAAUGUUAAGGGUUAAUGUAUUACUCCAUUUUUCUGUUGGACUAUUGUUCAGGUCUUUAUCUCUGAUUGCAGUAUCAAGCAGAAAAAAGAAAUUUAUUUUUUCUUUUGGCAUUCAGUGCUUUGCCCAUAUUUCCGAAAUGAGAUGCAUCUGGUCAAUUUUUCUUCCACUUUCCAGGAUAUCAAAUCCUUGGGAACAGAUAUGAUGUUGAAGACCCUGCUCUGUUGGUCUACAGUGUUGGGCUCUUUCCUUCCACACUAUUCAGCUGUAGUUUUUUAAAGGUCUUAAAUUUGGAGGCAUAUUUAACUACCUUUUAGUGAAUACCAUGGUACCGUGCAUUUCACUAGAAGGAGUGCUUAACCCAUGUACAUAUUUACUCCUUUUGUGUAACCUUUAUGGUUGGGAUCUCCGUUCUAAUAUUCGUUGUGAUUAAACCAGCAUUGUCUUUUCAUUCUAAGAAUGGGGGGCACAGUAUCAAGUAUUGCCAUAAGUGCCAGCAUUUUAUCUUUACAGUCGAAAAAAAAUGAGGAAGAAGUAGGCUUGCCUGGCUUCUCUGAAAGGAGCAUUUAAGUGCUCAGCUGUGAACCUACUGUGAGGAAUCCCUUAUGCAGUUGGAGACCUAUGUUUGGAGCAUUGUUAGAGUGGAAGGUAGAUAUCAAUCAUACCUUUCUGGCAACAGGUUCUUCCCGGAUGAGUUUACAGUCACAUAUGUUUUCUUAUUCAUAAGAUCCUGCAGUUAUUUUCCUCAUCUCUGAUAAUUGAAGAUUACAUUGUACUCUUCUCCCACCUAAGCACAUGAGAGAGCCCACUGGUAAUCACCUUGGUAUUUGUUUUCCAAAAGAAUAUUCUCUGAAUGUAUGUAAAACUGAAAUUCUAGAUAAGAUGUCAACUUGUCCAAAUAUUUUACGUACCCAAGCUAGUGCUGUGGCAUAGAGGGAUAAAUCCCUGACUGUGGCCCUUGCGACCUGGUUCAGUAAGUGGCUUGGGCAUCUGAGACCCUGGCAGGGAGUGCUGGAUGUGUGCAUUCCAGAGGGAAGGGUACUUUUCUAAGGUAAGGAGGAGAGGCAUCAUUCAUAAUGGGUAGUAGCCCUUGGAUGUAAGUAGGUGAUCACGGGAUGGCGAAACCUAGAGAUAGGUCAUAAAGAAAUUUCUCCCGAGCUAAAGCAGUGACGGCAAGACCUUCCCCCCUUCAGAAUGCCAUUAUGGUGCAUGCUUGCCCCAGUCCAAACUUUAAUAUGAGGAGUAGGUAUACCUGGUGAUGGAUGGGGGGUGCUGAGGUUCAUACAGUGUUGCAAGGGACCAAGUAUAAAUCCUGCAUACCUCUGUGAAAUGUUGCUGUCUUGAUUUUAUAUAGUUUCAUCUUUUGUGAAACUGGUUCUUAAGUACUAUAAAAUGUAACAACUUUUACAUUUGUCAUAAAUAUGGUCAUGAUUGCUGUUGCAUUUGGUUUGUCUCUCCAACACUGUUUUCUAUCUUGGCACCCAGGCCAUGUUUUAAAAAGAAUCUCCAUACCACUCCACCUAUCCUUUAAACAAAGAAAAAAAUAAACAUCCCAUUCCUGUUUGA
Molecule: messenger RNA, 3241 nt
Organism: Protopterus annectens (West African lungfish)
Lineage: Eukaryota; Metazoa; Chordata; Ceratodontiformes; Protopteridae
Gene: CCDC32
Product: coiled-coil domain containing 32
Exons: 5
Coding region: 255-842 (195 amino acids)
Biological process (GO): cilium organization
Source: RefSeq, a predicted model, not a curated record